AAGACUACAGCAUCAAUAAGAUCUGCCUCACUCUGCUCCAUAAGUGCCGCCUGUCCAAAGAGCCUUAUGCAAGCAUCCACCAAAGUCAGUGUCAACAGUACUGUUCUUACUGCCCUUGUUGACUCUGGGAGUUCAGAUAGCUACAUCAACGACAAGGUAGCUAACCAGCUCAACCUCAAAUUACUCAAGUCAGAUGACAGUUUGUCUAUGGCUCUCACAUCACUUAAAGCCAAAGUUCUUGGCCAUUGCUUUGUUGACAUCCAACUAGGCCACCAAUUGUUAUUCAUCUGUACGUCUAGGGGUACUGAAGGAUCUCUGUAGUGAUAUCAUUCUUGGCCAGGACUUUCAAAGGGAACAUAAAAGUGUUGUCAUUGAGUUCUGUGGGGAAAAGCCCGAACUUAAAGUACCCAACGGGGUACCUGUAUGUGCUCUUGCAGCAGCAUCUAUUGAGGAACCAUCCCUCUUCGCGAACCUCCUCCCCGAAUGUAAGCCUAUCGCAAGCAAGUCGCGGAAUUUCAGCAGGGAAGACCAGGAAUUUAUCAAACAAGAAAUUAACCACCUACUCGUUGAAGGCAUAAUCGAACCUAGCACCUCGCCCUGGAGGGCUCAAGUCGUCGUAUCAAAGGACCCACUACAACGACACAAGAAGCGGCUUUGCAUUGAUUAUUCUCAAACCGUCAACCUCUACACAGAACUCGAUGCAUACCCGUUACCCCGUAUCGACAACAUGGUCAACAACCUAGCUUCAUAUAGAGUCUUCUCAACGUUCGACUUAAGGAGUGCCUAUCACCAGGUACCGAUCAAGAAAGCCGAUCGAAAAUUUACCGGUUUCGAGGCCAAUGGUAAGCUUUACCAGUUCUGUCGCAUCCCCUUUGGAGUAACCAACGGCGUCGCAGUUUUUCAAAGAGCGAUGGACAAGUUCGUAGAAGAGGAGGGCCUGAACGAUACAUUUCCUUAUCUCGAUAAUAUAACUGUUGCAGGCUACGAUCAGUUCGGGCAUGACGAAAAUGUGAGGAAAUUCAGAGAGGCUGUAAAGCGCCGAAACCUCACUCUGAAUGAAAACAAGACAGUAGAGUCCAAGUCUUCUAUCAAUCUACUUGGUUACUGUAUAGGGAAUGGUGUCAUCGCCCCAGAUCAGGAAAGGCUUCGUCCACUUAAAAGCUUCCCUCCUCCCGAAAAUUCCAAAUCCUUGAAAAGAGUUAUCGGUAUGUUUGCAUACUACGCAAAAUGGAUACCAAACUAUUCUGACAAAGUACAACCACUACUACAAGCAACCUCAUUUCCACUUGAUGGCGAUGCGCUGAAUGCAUUCACAAUGCUGAAGGAGGAGCUGCAGAAAGCGUCAUUACACUCUAUUGACGAGAGCCUCCCCUUCGUUGUAGAGACUGAUGCUUCAGAAACUGCCCUGUCUGCUACACUAAAUCAAGGAGGCAGACCUGUAGCGUUUAUGUCCAAGACCCUCCAAGGGAGUGAGCUCCACUAUCCUGCGGUAGAGAAGGAAGCAAUGGCCAUAAUUGAAGCUGUCAGGAAGUGGCAACAUUUUCUUGCAGGCAGACAUUUUACACUCAAAACCGAUCAGCAGUCAGUCGCCUUCAUGUUUGACAACCGAAGACGCACCAAAGUAAAGAACAAUAAAAUCCAGGACUGGAGGCUAGAACUAGCCUCUUUUAGCUACACCAUAAAAUACCGGCCCGGUAAGGAUAACGCUGCUCCCGACUCAUUUACCCGGGCUUUCACAGCUUCCAUACCUGCAGCUAGCCUUACUGAGAUACACGCUGCUCUAUGCCACCCAGGUGUCACUCGAUUGUUACAUUUCAUAAGGUCGAAAAACCUCCCUUACUCUACAGAAGAAGUUAAGAGGGUGUGCUCUACUUGUAGGGUCUGUGCUGAGCUCAAGCCCCAAUUUUACAAACCGCAGCAAGGAGUCCUCAUCAAGGCUACUCGACCUAUGGAGCGACUCAGCGUGGACUUUAAAGGUCCACUACCUACGACUACUAAUAAUCCUUAUAUGCUAACAGUCGUGGAUGAGUAUUCACGCUUCCCUUUUGCUUUCGCCUGCCCAAACAUGAGUUCAUCAACCGUUAUCAGAUGCUUGGAUCAGUUAUUCACUCUGUGUGGGACGCCAGGCUUCAUCCAUUCAGACCGAGGGGCCUCAUUCAUGUCCCAGGAACUUAAAGAAUACCUCUCUCAGAGAGGCAUCGCCACGAGCCGAACUACACCCUACCACCCGAUGGGCAAUGGCCAAGUAGAACGCUAUAACGGUAUAGUGUGGAAAGCUAUUCGCUUAUCUCUCAAGUCAGCAAGCCUGCCGGACAGUAAAUGGGAAAUGGUACUCCCUGACGCGCUUCAUUCAGCAAGGUCUCUCCUCUCCACUGCCACCAACUCAACUCCACAUGAGAGAUUUUUUGGCUUUCAACGCCGUUCGACACAUGGUACUUCACUUCCCACCUGGUUACAGUCCCCCGGACCGGUUCUGCUCCGCCGAUAUGUGAGAACAAGCAAGAAUGACCCACUUGUUGACCAGGUAGAGUUGAAGGAAGCUAACCCUACUUAUGCCCAUAUUAAAUAUUUGGACGGCAGAGAAUCAACGGUAUCACUGAGAGAUCUGGCACCAUUGCCCCCAGCACAAAAUCACACCAUCCCUGCCACCGUGCCGCCUAUUGCAGAGAGUAGCUGUGAACACACUCAAACGUUUAACAACAUCAAGUCGGGCUCAUUUUCAAAAGCGUGACUUCAAUUUUGAGCUUUAGAAAUAUACGUUCAGAAAUCGUGAUAACUUACAUUACAAUGGCUUCGGCUAAUGAAAUCGAUAUAAUAAGUGAACUACAAAAGAAACCAUUUUCUGUUCGACAAUCAGGCGAGCAAAAUAUACUCGUAAAGCAGCGGCCAAUUCCAAAUUUACAAGCGACUACAGGCAAUAGAAGCUUUCAGGAAAGUUGGUACUCGAAGAAAGAUUGGCUUUGUGGUAGCUCAGAAAAUAAUGCAUUGUUCUGUUGGUCUUGUCUUUUAUUUUGCGCUGUAUCGUCAUCUUCUUGGACGCAGACGGGAUUCAAAAACAUGAAGAAUUUCCUAUCCGAUUGUAAGAAGCAUGAGAAGGCAAAAUCGCACGUGGGUGCCUACAAGACCUGGAAGACCUACGGUUUUCAGCCUCGUGUCGACUGUCUCAUGUCACAAGCUAGACGUGAAGAGAUUCAGCGUCAUAACGAGGAGGUUGAUGAGGCAACUGAUGUUUCUACCAAAGAACAAUUGAGUGUAAUUGUUCUAAUGGACAAAGGGGAAAGUGUCAUUGAAAGACAGCUUGAGUUUGUUGAUGUUAGUUGUGAUAGGACUGCAACUGCUAUAUCAUCAGUGGUUAAGGGUUUGAGAGAUUCAAGGCCUUUGUUGCUUCUCUGAGAAAUGAUACAGAAUAUUGUCAGGUGUACGACCUGGCUGUUGAGAAAGUGGGACCACCAGUAACCAGGAUUUCCAUUCACAAAGACAUACUGUCAGAGAAAGAAGACGCCAACACAUUGCAUGAUGAGGUAGUAAAGAAGUUCAUUGAGAAACCACGAAGACUUGCUUUCUUAUACAAAUAGGUAUUCAUAUAUGGCUGAUAGCAAGCUGAUGAUGUCUUACGUCCAUGGCAUAUGAGAAUUUUUCCGGGAACUUUCUAAUGCAAUCAAUGAUGAUUGUCAUUUCAGCACGACAAUUUCAUCACAACUUUUGAUAGUUGUUGAUGACAAAUCUGAGCCUUUUCGGUUCAGCCUGUUCUGAGACAAAUCGGUUCUUUUGUCAAAGUUUCUUUACAAGAUGUACAUAGGUAUCUAUUUAUGUAUGUGGUGUUGAGAGAAUAAAUCACAUAUCUGCAA
This is a messenger RNA of Xenia sp. Carnegie-2017, 3848 nucleotides long. RefSeq lists its product as uncharacterized. NCBI's taxonomy places the organism in Eukaryota, Metazoa, Cnidaria, Anthozoa, Malacalcyonacea, Xeniidae. Gene Ontology annotation, biological process: DNA integration. Gene Ontology annotation, molecular function: nucleic acid binding. The transcript has 4 exons. The record is from RefSeq and is a predicted model, not a curated record. Bases 728 to 2731 code for a protein of 667 amino acids.